Molecule: messenger RNA, 1456 nt
Organism: Cutaneotrichosporon oleaginosum
Lineage: Eukaryota; Fungi; Basidiomycota; Tremellomycetes; Trichosporonales; Trichosporonaceae
Cellular component (GO): cytosol; nucleus; TTT Hsp90 cochaperone complex
Source: RefSeq, a predicted model, not a curated record
CUUCAACUUCCCCAACAUGGCCAUCAUCGAGGAGGCCGGCUCUCCCCACCCUCGGCAGGCGCCCGUGACGAUAGAGGAGCUCCCAGACUCCCGAUUUUCACAACCCGGUCCAUCCACGCAGCCGGCGUCGGCGCAGGCACCGAGCAAUCUCGCGGGGAAGCUCCCUUCACUAGCGGCCCGACUUCAGCCAGGUGAAGAUACUUCAGAACCGACAUUCCAACGCACCGCUGAAUCUGCUCUUCGUGAGCUUGGAGUGGCCGUGGCCUCGCCGGAAUGGGAUCAGCUCAGCCGUGAGCAGCAAGCGGUCGUCUUCCUCCCAGCUAUCCGUCUUUACUCCUCCUCUUCCUCCACACUCACCCCUCUUAUUCCUACUCCUCCCGCUGCUUCCUCCCUCGCCAUCUAUCUCCUCUCCCAUCCUCUCCGCUCGUUCUUCACCUCACACCCGCACCUCUCGGCAUCCACACGUGCGCGGACGCGGCCACAUGGCGGCACAGGCGCUUUGGACGAUAUGCACGAUGAUGAGUCCUGGAAGGUCUCCGGCAUCGACAACGCGCUGGCGUGGUGUGCUACUCAGCUCUCGUCCUCGGACGUGGAAAGACACCUCAACUUGUUGCUGCCCCCGACGCUGACCAUGAUGGACAACUACCAGCCUCCAUGGCGAGACGCUGGCAGUCGUGUUCUGGGAGAAUGGAUCGACAAAAUCGAUCCGGCUGAGCUGAGGCGACGUGGGCUCGACACGCUCCUUCUCAAGUCGCUCACGCAUACCCUGUCGCUCCAUCACGACCCACCAUUGAGCCAUGUCUUCGCCGUCACGCUGAAGAUCGCCGGAAAUUUGGAUGGCGAGAAGAAGGCAGAGGCCUACGCCGACAUAGUGGACCGUGCGCUCGUCGCGGGGUGGACAUAUGCGUCGUCCUCCGCCAUCUCCGUUCUUGUCGACAUCGCGCGAAACACCGAGGUUCUAAUCGGCAUUCUGGGGGUGGGGAUCGCCCGCUGGCUGAAGUCCAUCAUCCCUGCUCUUCUCGCUCCUCUGCAACACGAGCCCACACCAAACAGGCUGGGCUUGUACGUUGCCAACCUUAACGCCCUACUUGUUCUCCUCCGCGGACUCCGAGGGAGUGGACGUGUGGAUAGGUGGCGGGGACAGGUGCUUGACGUUGUGGCGCGCGUCUGGAUUCAGGUGGGCGACUACGGAUAUUCGGGAACGGACAAGGAAACAGCGGACACAGUCCUGUCCCUCACAAGAGUAGUAUACGAGGAGAUUGGCACACAGUGUCCCUCUGUAAAAGCGCACGAGUUCGCACAGCUUCGUGCGCUGGACCAACGCUUCGCCCCCCUCGUUAUGUAGCAUAUGCAUUGGUACAGCUGAUUCGCCCUGGGCAUUGGAGCCAUACGCAUUAGAGCCGUACCCAGUACACACUCAGUGCUGACGCCCUCUGCGAUCCAAAUAUAUGCAUGC